This is a messenger RNA of Oryzias latipes (Japanese medaka), 9932 nucleotides long. It is a transcript of the gene usp24, whose product is annotated as ubiquitin specific peptidase 24. Gene Ontology annotation, biological process: protein deubiquitination. Gene Ontology annotation, molecular function: protein binding; cysteine-type deubiquitinase activity. Gene Ontology annotation, cellular component: cytosol; nucleus. Lineage: Eukaryota; Metazoa; Chordata; Actinopteri; Beloniformes; Adrianichthyidae. The record is from RefSeq and is a predicted model, not a curated record.
GGGAAGCAGAUCGUGACAGGCUAGUUGCAGCGGCGGACUGUAAACAUGGCGGCGUGCAGAGCCACACAGCCGUGCCAAACACCCUGUUACUACUAACCCAGGAGCCCGAGACACCUGAAAAAUGGAGACCGAAGAGGAGCAGCACAUAACGACGCUGCUCUGUAUGGGGUUCCCGGAUCCCGACGUGAUCAGGAAAGCGCUCCGGCUGGCGAAGAACGACAUCAACGAGGCAGUGGCGCUACUAACGAAUGAAAGCCCCGGACUCGGGUAUGGGUAUGAGCCCAUGGAGAGUGGGCCUUCCCCCGGGCUGGGCUCCAGCGGAGAGGGGGAGAACGGCGGGCGGACUGGAAAGGGUGGGUUUGACCCCCCUCCAGCUUACCACGAUGUUGUGGAAGGCGAGAGAAGCAACGAUGAGAAUGGGAACUGCUCUGGCGGCAGUAUGGAGUUUCCCACCACCAACCUGUAUGAGCUGGAGAGUCGCGUCUUCACCGACCACUGGUCUAUACCUUACAAAAGAGAGGAGUCCCUGGGCAAGUGUCUGAUCGCCUCCACCUGCCUGGCACGACACGCGUCUUGCUCUCUGUCAGGUCUUGCCGACGCCGAUGAAAACUGUAAGCGGUUUAUGGAUCGGUGCAUGCCCGAGGCCUUUAAAAAGUUGCUGACCAGCAGCGCCGUGCACAAGUGGGGCACAGAGAUUCACGAGGGGAUCUACAACAUGCUCAUGCUGCUGGUGGAGCUGGUAGCUGAGAGGGUGAAGCAGGACCCAGUACCCGUAAAUUUGAUGGGAGUUCUGACUAUGGCCUUGAACCCUGAUAAUGAAUACCAUUUCAAGAACCGCAUGAAGGCGUGUCAGAGAAACUGGGCGGAAGUUUUUGGGGAUGAAGCCAACAUGUUUGCUGUCUCUCCUAACACCUAUCAGAAGGAGCCUCACGGUUGGUUGGUUGACUUGGUUAACAGAUUUGGAGAAUUAGGAGGAUUCACUGCCAUCCAGACGAAGCUGAACUCAGAGGAGGUGGAGAUUGCUUCUGUGUCCGCUCUGGUCCAGCCUCUUGGAGUUUGUGCCGAAUACUUGAACUCGAGCCUCGUCCAGCCUAUGCUUGAUCCAGUCAUUCACAAGAUGAUCACGUAUGUGCAGAACCUGGAGGAAAAGGACCUCAAAGAUAAGCGUUUGGUGAGCAUCCCAGAGCUGCUGUCAGCCAUCAAGCUGCUGUGCAUGAGGUUCCAGAGGGAGCUGGUGGCUGUGGUGGACGACCUGCGGCUGGACACGUUGCUGCGGAUGCUCAAAACCCCCCACUUCUCCACUAAAAUGAACUCUCUCAAAGAGGUGACCAAAUUGAUUGAGGAGAGCACAGUGUCCAAAAGUGUGAAAAACGCCAUCGACACGGACAAACUGCUGGACUGGUUGGUGGAGAACUCUGUCCUGUCAAUAGCGCUGGAAGGUAAUAUUGAUCAAGCUCAGUACUGUGAGAGGAUUAAGGGAAUCAUUGAGCUCCUGGGCAGUAAACUAUCGCUGGACGAGCUCUCCAAGAUCUGGAAAAUACAGGCAGGCCAGUCAUCUACGGUGAUAGAGAACAUUCAUACAAUCAUUGCUGCGGCUGCUGCCAAAUUCAGCUUCGAUCAGCUCACCCAUCUCUUCAUCCUCAUCCAGAAGAGUUGGGAGGUUGAGAGUGACCGCGUCAGGCAAAAACUGCUGAGUCUGAUUGGAAGAAUAGGCCGGGAGGCUCGCUCUGAAGCCACGACUGGAAAGGUGUUGGAGGUGCUGUGGGAGCUGGCACACCUUCCCACCCUGCCCACCAGUCUGGUGCAGCAGGCUCUGGAGGAACACUUGGGAAUCCUGAGUGACGCGUAUGCUGUCAAAGAGACCGUCAAACGCAGUUACAUCAUAAAAUGUAUUGAGGACAUUAAGAAGGCGUCUCAGCAGAGCAGUCCUCAGGCCGUUUGGGUUGUUCCUGCUCUCCGGCAGCUGCAUGAGAUCACCCGUUCUUUUAUCAAGCAGACCUAUCAAAAGCAAGACAAGAGCAUCAUCCAGGACUUGAAAAAGAACUUUGAAAUCGUCAAGCUGAUCACAGGAUCCCUGGUGUGCUGCCAUAGACUCGCUGUAACUGCCUCUGGUAAUAAUGGCCUCUCCAGCUCAACUCUGGUGGAUGGGAGAUACACCUAUCAAGAGUACCUGGACAGCCACCUACGCUUCCUGGCUUUUUUCCUCCAAGAGGCUAGCCUUUACCUGGUCUGGAACAGAGCCAAAGAGCUCUGGGAGUGCCUGGUCUCAGGGGCGGAUGUUUGUGAACUUGAUCGUGAGAUGUGUUUUGAGUGGUUUACCAAAGGACAACAUGACCUGGAGAGUGAUGUACAGCAGCAGCUGUUUAAAGAAAAGAUCCUUAAACUGGAGCCCUAUGAGAUCACCAUGAACGGAUUUAAUCUGUUCAAGACUUUUUUUGAGAAUGUCAACCUGUGUGACCAUCGCCUGAAACGCCAGGGAACUCAGCUGUGUGUUGAGCGCCUUGACCUGGCGGGCAUGGACUUUCUGUGGCGUAUUGCCAUGGAAACUCCUGAUGAAGAGAUAGCCAAUGAAGCAAUCCAGCUUAUUAUCACAUACAGCUAUACCAACCUCAACCCUAAAAUGAAGAAGGAUUCCGUCUCUUUGCACAAGAAGUUUAUUGCUGAUUGUUACAAGCGACUGGAGGCUGCAAGUUCGGCACUCGGUGGGCCUACUUUAACGCAUGCUGUUACUAAGGCAACCAAGAUGCUGACGGCCACUGCCAUGCCGACGGUGGCCACAUCUGUACAGUCACCUUCCAGGUACAGAGGGGGGUUUGGAUCCACAAAACUGGUGAUAAUAGAAAGACUGCUGCUAUUGGCUGAACGCUACGUCAUCACUAUAGAGGAUAUGUACUCAGUUCCUCGCACUAUUCUACCUCACGGUGCCUCCUUUAAUGGCCACCCUGUUGCUCUUCACAUUGUUUAUGAGUCAACCAAAAACACCUUCACCUUAGAGACCCACAGUAAUGAGACGGUAGGAAAUAUCCGCUGGAAGAUCUCGGAGCACUUGAGCUGUCCAGUGGACAAUGUCCAGAUUUUUGCCAAUGAUAGUGUGCUGACUAUGAACCGGGACCAGAAGCUCCUGUCCCAGCUGGGCUUUCGUGACGAGCAGAGUCUGACAGUCAAGAGCUCCAGCUCGGGAACUCCAUCGGGGAGCUCAGAGUCUUCGGCCUCUGCCUCCAGCAGUUCCAGCUCUGCGGUCUUUAACUCCGCCUACGCCUUGGAGCAGGAGAAGUCGCUGCCUGGGGUGGUGAUGGCUCUGGUUUGCAAUGUGUUUGAAAUGCUUUAUCAGCUUGCCAACCUGGAUGAACCAAGGAUCACUCUUCGGGUGAGGAAGUUGUUGCUUCUAAUUCCAACUGAUCCUGAAGUGCAAGAUGCCCUCGACAACUUUGUUCCCAAAGAAUCCAGCGUGUGGAGCCACCAGAAAACACUCUUCACUCUGGGCCAAGGAUCAGGCUCUCGCUCACCGUCUAUGACCUCCAAGCAGCAGCAUCAACCAAGUGCUGCAUCCAUCCUUGAGUCCCUUUUUAGAUCUUCUGCUCCUGGCAUGUCCACUUUCCGAGUGCUCUACAACCUCGAGGUGUUGAGUUCAAAGCUCAUGCCCACUUCUGAUGAUGAGAUGGCCAAAACCAGCAGCAAGUCCUUCUGUGAUAACUUCCUCAAAGCAGGAGGCCUCAGUCUGGUGGUGAAUGUUAUGCAAAGAGAUUCCAUCCCAUCAGAAGUGGACUAUGAGACCAGACAAGGGGUCUACUCCAUAUGUCUUCAGCUAGCAAGGUUCUUGUUGGUGGGUCAGAGCAUGCCCACAGCUCUGGACGACGAUGUUGUCCGGGACGGCGAGGCUCUGUCCUCUCGGCCGUUCCGAAACGCGGGGCGGACGGGGCGCCAGCUGUCUCUGUGUGGAACUCCGGAGAAGGCCUCGUACAGACAGAUGUCUCUGUCUGAGCGCUCAUCCAUACGAGUCGAGGAGAUCAUCCCCGCGGCUCGAGUGGCAAUUCAGACCAUGGAAGUGGGUGACUUCACCUCCACCGUGGCCUGUUUCAUGCGCCUGACCUGGGCAGCCGCAGCGGGGCGACUGGACCUGGUUGGCAGUCCACAGCCAAUCAGAGAGACCCAUAGCUCACUUCUGCCACAGGGAGUUCGAACGAGAGUCAGCAGCACCGGCAGUAACUGCAGCUCGAGCAGCGAAGGGGAAAGUACUCCGACAACACUGCAUGCUGGGAUAUGUGUCAGACAGCAGAGCGUCUCCACCAAGGAUGCCAUCAUCGCUCGAGAGGCUCUGUCGCUGCUGGUUACCUGUUUGCAGCUUCGCUCCCAGCAGCUGACUUCCUUCUACAGCCUUCCUUCUGUCAGCGACUUCAUUAUUGACAUUCUGCUGGGAUCCCCCAGUGCAGAGAUUCGCCGUGUUGCUUGUGAUCAGCUGUACACCCUGAGCCAGUCAGACACUUCAGCCUUUCACGAAGUUCAGAAACCCAACUUGUUCCUGCUUUCGGUCAUCCUCACUGCUCAGCUUCCCUUGUGGAGUCCCACAUCUGUCAUGAGAGGUGUCAACCAGAGGUUGCUGUCACAGUGCACAGAGUACUUUGACCUCAGAUGCCAGCUCCUAGAUGACCUUACCACCUCAGAGAUGGAAGUGUUAAAAGUGAGUGCAGCCACCAUGCUGGAGGAUGAAAUUUCCUGGCUGGACAAUUUUGAGCCCAGCUGGAGCUCUGAGAUGGAAACCAGCGAGGCUGAUAACAUUCUGCUGGCGGGGCACCUCCGGCUCAUCAAGACGCUGCUCUCGCUCUGCGGCAAAGAGAAGGAGCAUCUCGGCCCGUCUCUGAUCCAGCAGUUGUUGGACGACUUCCUGUUUCGAGCCUCGCGGAUCAUCAUCAACAGUUCCAACCCAGCACCUUCACCCACCCCCAACUAUGACUUCCACCCAAAGUGCAGCACAGCGAGCAGCAGACUGGCAGCUUAUGAGGUGCUGGUGAUGCUAGCAGACAGCUCUCUGUCCAACCUGCGCCUCAUCACCAGGGAGCUGCUGUCCAUGCACCACCAGUCUGACCCUUCCCUCUGCAAGGAGUUUGAUUAUCUGCCGCCCGUGGAGAGCCGGUCAGUUUCUGGCUUCGUGGGACUGAAGAACGGAGGCGCCACGUGUUACAUGAACGCCGUGUUCCAGCAGCUUUACAUGCAGCCCGGCUUGCCUGAGGCCGUCUUAUCCAUCGAGGAUGACACGGACCAGCCAGAAGAAAGCGUCUUCCACCAGGUCCAGUCUCUGUUUGGUCAUCUGAUGGAGAGCAAGCUGCAGUACUAUGUGCCAGAGAACUUCUGGAAGAUCUUUAAAAUGUGGAACAGGGAGCUCUACGUCAGAGAACAGCAGGAUGCUUACGAGUUUUUCACCAGCCUGGUGGACCAGCUUGAUGAACAUCUCAAGAAAAUCGGCCGAGAACAAAUAUUUAAGAACACAUUUCAGGGAAUCUUUUCCGACCAGAAGAUUUGUAAAGAUUGUCCACAUCGAUACGAGCGAGAAGAAACAUUCAUGGCUUUAAACCUGGGGGUGACUUCCUGCCAGAGUCUGGAGAUCUCACUGGACCAGUUUGUCAGAGGAGAAGUGUUGGAGGGCAGCAACGCAUACUACUGUGAAAAAUGCAAAGAGAAGAGGACCACAGUGAAGCGGACAUGCAUCAAAUCGCUGCCCAGCGUCCUCUGUAUUCACCUCAUGCGCUUCGGCUUCGACUGGGAGAGCGGGCGCUCCAUCAAAUAUGAUGAGCAGAUUCGGUUCCCCUGGGUGUUGAACAUGGAGCCCUACACGGUGUCUGGAAUGGCUCGUCAGGACUGUGGAGGAGAGGGUGGCGAGGGGCGAGGUGACGGGGCAUCAGGAGGCUCGCCCAGGAAGAAAGUUACCAUUUCAGAGAACUAUGAGCUGGUGGGGGUGGUGGUGCACAGCGGCCAGGCACAUGCCGGACACUACUACUCCUUCAUCAAAGACAGACGAGGGAGCAGCCGCGGCCGCUGGUACAAGUUCAACGACAACAUGGUGGAGGAGUUUGACAUGAACGACGAAACCCUGGAGUACGAGUGCUUCGGCGGAGAGUACCGCCCCAAAGUUUAUGACCAGUCGAACCCGUACCCCGAUGUGCGCAGGAGGUACUGGAACGCAUACAUGCUGUUCUACCAGAAGAUCAGCGAUCAGAACUCGCCUGUUCUCCCCAAGAAAAGCAGAGUGAGCAUCAUGAGGCAGGAGGCUGAAGAUCUGACGCUGUCUGCCCCGUCCUCCCCAGAUGUCUCCCCUCAGUCCUCUCCUCGCCCCCCGAGAGCCAACAAUGACCGGCUGACCCUCCUCACCCGUCUCGUUCGCAAGGGGGAGAAGAAGGGACUGUUUGUGGAGAAGAUGCCUGCCAGCAUCUACCAGAUUGUGAGAGACGAGAACCUGAAGUUUAUGAGGAACAGAGACAUCUACAACAGCGAUUACUUCAACUUCAUGCUUUCCCUGGCCUCAGUCAAUGCAACCAAACUAAAGCACGCUGAUUACCAGCCCAUGGCCAAAGAAAGUCUCCAGCUGGCUGUUCACUUUCUCUUCCACACCUACCUGCACACCAAAAAGAAGCUCCGGGUGGACACGGAGGAGUGGAUGGCCGCCGUGGAGGUGUUGCUGACGAAGAGCAGUGAGGCGUGCCAGUGGAUGGUGCAGUACUUGGUUGGACCAGAAGGACGAGAAAUCAUCAGGGUCUGUCUGCUGGAGUGCAGCGUGCGAGAGGUGAGGAUUGUGGUCGCAUCCAUCCUUGAAAAAACUCUGGAGAGCGCGCUGCACUUCGGUGACCCCGGGCUGGACAGUCUGACGGACGCCCUGCUCUCCUUACUGGACAAAGACGUUCCCGAGAAUGUGAAGAACUGCGCGCAGUACUUCAGCCUCUUCAGCAACUUUGCUCAGAGGGGGGGGAGUCCCUGCCAGCUGCUGCUGAAGCACGCCGCCUAUCGCCGGAUGCUCGUCUUCCUGCUGGGCUCCAACAGGCAGAACAACCAGAACCGGCGCUGGAGUCCGGCUCAGGCUCGGGAGUUCCUUCACCUCCACAGCACCCUGGCCCUCAUGACGGUGCACUCUGACCUCACGUCCCAGCGGACGCAAGCCCCUGGGGGGUUUGUGCUGCGACAGAGCAGCGUCCCGUCAUCGCUCCUCCCUCUCCAUCCGGACAUUCUCGCUUCGCUCUUCACUCCCGAAGGACAGCCUUACCUUCUGGAGGUGAUGUUCGCCAUGCGGGAGCUGUCCGGACCUCUGGCUCUGCUGAUGGAGAUGGUGACCUACAGCUCGUUCUGUAACGAGCCCUUCUCUCUGGGGGUGCUGCAGUUACUGAAGACCCAGCUGGAGACGGCGCCGCCUCAUGAGCUGAAGAACGUCUUCCAGAUGCUGCAGGAGCUGCUGAUGGUGGAAGACCCGCUGCAGGCCCAGAGGCUCAAGUAUGCCUUCGAGUCGGACAAAGGGCUGCUGGCUUUGAUGCACCAGAGCAACAACUUGGACAGUCGGCGCUGCUACCAGUGUGUGAAGUUUUUAGUCACAUUAGCUCAGAAGUGUCCUCAGGCCAAGGAUUACUUCAAGGACUUGUCCGGUCACUGGAGCUGGGCGGUGCAGUGGCUGCAGAAAAAGAUGACGGAACAUUACUGGACUCCUCAGAGCAACGUCUCCAACGAGACGUCCACCAACAAGACCUUCCAGCGCACCAUCUCUGCACAGGACACGCUGGCCUACGCCACAGCCCUGCUGAACGAGAAGGAGCAGUCCGGCAGCAGCAACGGUUCCGACGGCAGCCCGGCAAACGAGAACGCGGACCGCAGCCUCCGACAGGGGUCCGAGUCCCCCAUGAUGCUCGGCGACUCAAAGAGCGAUCUUGAGGAUGUGGACCCCUAACGGGCAGGAUCCCUCCAAAGGAGAGGCAGCGCGGGCCCAGGCAGCCCGUGGAAGCAGGCUGCACUCCACCUCUGAUUGGGCAGGACAAUGAGCAGGCCAAUCAGAACUCUUUAUCGCAGUCGCCAUGGCAACCAAGGAGCUAUGAAUACACAUGAACUACUUCCUUACAGAGCAGCCGAGGCGCUGAUGGAGACGCAUUAUCAUUAAGGGCAGCGGAGUUGAUUAAGGUGAAACAUGCAGAUGUCCUUCCACACAAUCACGGAUGACUUUGAGUUUAUCCUUUUAACGGUUCAUUCACUGGGAAUGACGGCGAGGUGGAGGACGGGUUCGGGUUGUGUUUUAACAAUUUUUUCUGCUCAUAUUUGCCAAUGUUUUCGCGCAGACAUUUUCACUGUUGUAUGAUUUCCGGUGCGUCAGCUUACUGUCAUGGCGGCCGUGCCCUGAGCUGCGCGGGAAGAACUGACCUACAGCCUCUGUACGGAAACUCCUCCACACACGAGCACUUGACAGAGGUGGGGUUAAGGAUGCACUUUACAGUCCAGCUUAGUGUGAAGUACAGGAGCCUGGGUCAGUUCCUCCAGAGCUCCGGUCCUCUUCGUCUUUUGCUUUUAACUCUUCGUCUUUGCAGUGCCACUCUGAUAGCCAGCCACUUUUUCUGGGACUUAACCUUUGACCCGUGGUGUUGCCAAGGGGACACGACAGGAUGUGUGUCUCAGAGCAGAUCUGUGUCGGUCAGCAGAUCCGGGGGGAGCGGUGCCGCCCGCGCUCAGCACUCUCCGCAUGUGCCGGGUUUAUCCUCCUCAUCCAAUCCUCGCUUUUCUUUGAUGCUGGAGAGCCUCCUUAGGAACGUCAGCCUUAUGCAAGAAGAAGCUGAUCUUGAAGGUCGGUCGUAGCGGUCCGUCGGUGUCGCCGGGGGGCGGAGUUCAGGAGCGCGUUUCCUUUUUUUUAGGUGCCAAGGUUACACACACACACAAAGAAUGACACACUAUGAAAAAGUUAUGAAAAAUAAACAGACAAGUGUGUGUGUCACUCAUUCUGUGGUGAAUGCGGCGUUGGCGUCACGGUUACCUCUGCUUCAUCCGAUUCUUUUCCAGUCAAAGGGUUUUCUUUGCUUUGCCUUUCGGAUCCCAAACGCGGAGCUUCAUCCCAAUGCAGCUCCGGUUCUCUGCCGUGCCGUCGUCCCCGUCGCUGGGAUCGGGAGUCGGAAAGUGCCUUAACCUCCCGAUCUCCACGCCUCUCCUCUUCUGACCACUGGCCCAGUGAGGUGCCGCCGCCGGUCUCACGUGGAAGGGGGCGUGGCUGUGCGGCUGCAGGAGGCUGUCGCACAGGUUUCAGGACGGGAUGAUGGGAAAAAUGCUGCUUGUGUUCACGCUGCGGUCAAACUUUAGAUGCUGACGUAGUCUAGGUAGUCUUACUGAAGUCACACUUGCAUAUUGCAACGGCGGUUUCUGCGGGUCCGUCUUCAGCUUUAACAGGUUCAGUGUUUACCGCGCGAGGACCUACAGGACGGAGCGGCGGUGCAGACGGGACCGUCGCUGCUCCCUCAGCCCCAGCUCUGUGGCAUUAGCUGGGCCUGUGGCAUUGUGCUCCAGCACGUUUGGUGGUAACGAUGGUCAUGUGAUGGGGGGGGGGACCCCUUCCCCCUUUGUGGUCAUUUGCACUUUCUGUCACGAACAUGCUCCUCCUUCCAGCGGCGUUUGUGCUGGAUGCAAGUCUGCCGAGCAGCACUUGGCAACCUGGGUUGCAUCCACUGCAGACUCCUGUCAGUCCUACAUCACCACGGCAACUUAAGGGGGGGCUUCAAUCAAUCAAUCUUGUUUUAAUUCUGGAAUGCAGGGAGGGACGAGUGGGCGGGAAUAGCGUCUAUACGGGUUUUUACUGUUCUUGGAUUUUGAGAUUUCACCUCCAACGUGGCAGGAUCCUGUAAUGCAUGUUACCACGCAGUUUUAAUUUGUACAUCAGAGUUUGAUUAAGCGGAAAUUUGAUACAAAAUAAACUGGAAUGCACAAAC